Molecule: messenger RNA, 782 nt
Organism: Meleagris gallopavo (turkey)
Lineage: Eukaryota; Metazoa; Chordata; Aves; Galliformes; Phasianidae
Source: RefSeq, a predicted model, not a curated record
AGAGCAGCUCCGGGCCGCCUGCGGGCUUCUGUUGCUUCUGAAGGCCAUAAUAACAGCCACAUGAGCCGAGGAGCUCCCAGAGGCAGCCGGCACUCUCAGUCCCAGAGGCAUCACCCCAAGACAGAAAAGAGAAGCAGAAACAGAAAUCCUAUUGGUCCAGGAAAGUAUGGAUAUGGAAAAGUGCCAUACAUUUUACCUUUACAAACUGAUACUGGUCAGCAGCCUCAGAAACUUCGAAGGCAGCGUCAGUCAUCAAGGAACAACGUAUUUCAUCAGAGUCCAAGUCUCAUAAAUGCUUACAGCCAGUCAGCCAGCCCUUCACUCCAACAUGGGAACCUUUAUCAAGAAGAAAGUGGGCCUCAGGCUGGUCACCAGGUCCUGGGACCCUCAGUUUAUCAGUCACCUUCAUUUCCUGUAUCUCAGAACUUGUUUCAUAGCAGUGACUCAACUCUUCAUGGGUCUGCAUCACACCCGAUGAUCCAGGGUCAGCCCCAGCCUCAAAGGGCUGCAGCUAUUGUAUGUGUUGGCACCUACAAGCAAUAUAAACUCUGCAACACAAACAUGUGUCCUGAAAGCAGCAGAAGUAUUAGAGAAGUGCAGUGUGCAUCAUACAAUAACAAGCCAUUUAUGGGACGAUUUUAUGAAUGGGAACCUUUUGCAGAAGGUAAGGGAAGCCAACGUGUUUUUGCUUUGUUAUGCAGACUGUGUUUUGGAAAAGCAGACGUGCUUUUAACCCAGUAGAAGCCGUGAAGCUUUACUCCUUGAGUUUUGCUGAUUCUGCU